Molecule: messenger RNA, 432 nt
Organism: Lycium barbarum (goji berry)
Lineage: Eukaryota; Viridiplantae; Streptophyta; Magnoliopsida; Solanales; Solanaceae
Exons: 1
Coding region: 1-432 (143 amino acids)
Source: RefSeq, a predicted model, not a curated record
AUGAAACUUGAUGAUGCUAUAUGGGCCUAUAGAACAGCCUACAAAACUCAUAUUGGCACGUCUUUAUACAAGCUAGUUUUCAGUAAGGUAUGCCAUCUACCGGUUGAACUUGAGCACAGAGCUUAUUGGGCAAUAAAGAAGCUGAACUUGGACUUGGUACAAGCCGGUGACAAGAGGUUGUUGCAGCUGCACGAGUUGGAUGAACUUCGCUAUCAUGCUUAUAAGAACACGAAAAUGUACAAGGAGAGAACUAAGAGAUUGCACGAUAAGCGAAUCCAACCUUGUGAGUUUGAGCCUGGGCAGUUAGCGCUACUAUAUAAUUGUCGUCUGAAGAUUUUUGGUGGGAAGUUGCAGAGUAAGUGGUCUGGGCCGUUUAAGGUGGUUUGUGUGACCGCACAUCCUCUUGAGCUAAAGCUGCUUAAUGCAGAAUGA